Didymodactylos carnosus is the source of this 207-nucleotide messenger RNA. Lineage: Eukaryota; Metazoa; Rotifera; Eurotatoria; Philodinida; Philodinidae. The record is from the annotation of a GenBank genome assembly.
AUGACGCGUAGUACAACAGCAUUGAACGCAUCGUCGAUACAGACGACAACAACAACCUCUAAUGAAGCAAACGUAAUCACAACGGAUACAAAAGAUAUUAUCGCCAAUAAUGAAUUGACAAUUCAAAAACUGUUAUUAGAAUUACAAGAUGACCUUAAAAAGACUAAAUCUUGUUAUAAUCAAAGUCGUGAUUCAUGGUUGGGCUAG